AUGAAGACCACCACCGCCGCCACCCUCUCGCUGGUUGCUUUGGCCAGCGCCGCCGUCCCCGAUACCGCCUACCACUUCAACAGGCUCAUUACUGGCUAUGCCGGUGCCUGCCGUGGUGCCGACACUAUCGAUGUGAAGGUCACGCCCGAAGUCCUGACCUGGGACCUCCAGGACUUCAGCGGCAAGUACAACGACAAGGAGCAAAACCCGACGUACUGUGUGAUGGAUAACGACAUCUACAGGGCUCCGGGCAAUUGGCGCUUCGCUUUCGAGAGCGCGACCUACUCCGGUAACGUAAAGCUCACCGGGGGUGCUCAGGUCAAGACCCUUGGUACUUACCUGGACAUGUCUGCUUCGUAUGUGACGAACCCGCCGGCUAGCGUCAACACCACGGUGUGGGCUAUGCAGACGGGACACAUGGGUGACUUCAUCGUCUCCAACACGACCCUCGACGCCGACGAAAGCGGCAAUUUUGAGGUUGAGACCAAGCCCGACACCGAGGGCUGGUCGCCCUGCUUCUUCAAGAACUCAACGACCGACUACUUCAAGUUCCAACUCAGCCACCAGACCAUUCUCUACUUCGAGGAUUCCGCCGAUGCCCAGGCAGAGUUCGGUCCGGGUCUCAAGCUCGCGCUUAAGAUGAAGUGGGAGGAGUGCGAUGCAUCUCUGGAUGCUAUGUCUAAGUGGGGAAAGAAAUUUGAUGUUCCCGAGGGCUGGAACCCGUACGUCUAA
Molecule: messenger RNA, 732 nt
Organism: Hypoxylon trugodes
Lineage: Eukaryota; Fungi; Ascomycota; Sordariomycetes; Xylariales; Hypoxylaceae
Exons: 2
Coding region: 1-732 (243 amino acids)
Source: RefSeq, a predicted model, not a curated record